Molecule: messenger RNA, 1764 nt
Organism: Chara braunii
Lineage: Eukaryota; Viridiplantae; Streptophyta; Charophyceae; Charales; Characeae
Source: the annotation of a GenBank genome assembly
AGGUGUAUUGCUUGAUUGUUCUACCCCUGUUCCCACUCUCCCUACCCCCCGUGUUCUGUGAUUACCGGGACUUCUCAAGUACCGCAUCGGUUCAGACUGAUGUCGACGGAACAGGGCACCGGGGCACUGCCACGACGCAGUGCCAGAAUCGCAUUUCGUGCCCGCCCUGCAGUACCUCCAAGACCGAAGAAACUCAGCAGGCGGACGACUCCAGCAGCAUCAAGUAUGGCAUUGACGGUACAAGACGCCACCGGAGAUCAUCCCGCAUACCCAGUCCGAGGAGCCAAUGAGCCAGAGGCUGAUUAUUGUGGACGGCUACUGGCAUUUACGGAAGUCGUAGCUGCCGUCGAGGCCCGGAAGGAGACAGCAGAGGCAGAACGUCAGCGGCUAGCCAAUGAAGCGGCAGCCGAAGCUCAGCGAACGAUUGAGACUGACGCAGAGACACGAGACAGACGGAAUGCCAGCAGCACGGAGUCCUUGAUUGCUUGUGAGCAUCAGUGGACGACGRUACUCCAAGACAUGAUCUUUGUGCCUACGGAAGCGCAGGCAGACCCGACACCGGCGGAGGCAGAGAGAAGUAACCUGGCUAACUUGCUGCUGGGCAUGGUGAGAGGUAUUAUACGUGACGAAGCAACUCAACGAGCGCAUCGCAUCGAUCACGUCGUCACCAUCAUCGGCGACAUAAGUACUUUCAACGGACCAGACUCGAUCAGCAGCACGGUGGCCGCCAUCAAGACGGACAUCACCAAGCUACAGACGAGACCGGAAGCCGCUACAAAGACGUUCAAGAUACCGCACUUCGACAUCAGCAAGUUCGAUGAUUACAACAAGUCGGACGCCUUGUCAUGGUGGCAACGCUUCCUCACGGAAGCAUCAUGCCGCAUGGUCCCGGCGGACGACAUGUUGAAGGCAGUAUAUCUGCAGCUGAUUGGAGGAGCGCAGGGAUGGAUGAACCACCUAACGGCUACACACAAGUGCACUAUCGCCGAACUUCACACGCACAUUACGUGGAAGGAGUUCGAGCAGCUAUGGUUCACCAGAUUCAUGGUCCGCAACGUCGUGAAGAUGGCCAUGAACGAGGUCUACACAUGCUCUCAAGGGAACAUGCCAACGCGAGACUGGGCAUCAAAAUGGCAGAAGAUAGUGACCACGCCUGGCUUCGACUUGACGUUCCCUUAUCAACGAUCCGAGUUCUUCUUGAGAUCGUGCGCAGGAUUGCGGUCGGCACUCGGCAACGAGUACGACUAUACUACGUUCCAGGCCAUUCUGGAUAGAACGAACCUAGUCAUCCAAACRGACGACAAGGCCGCUAACGAGAGGCAAUCCCAGCCGCAUUAUGUGGCUAAACAGGCCUAUCAACGUCCGGCACAUAACAAUGCCGUGUUUUCUGAGGAAAUCGACGACCACCACGCUGCAGCAGCAUCCUCGAGUGAUGGAGGAAUUGUCGCAGCGCUGCCGCCGAAGCGUCCGAAGAGAGUUCGCAAGAACAAGGCGACACAAGAGACAGCGGCGACGGGAGCUGGGCAACAGCCAUGGACGGCUUAUAAGAUCACCAAGGAGGUCUAUGACCUACGUCAGAAGUACGCAUACUGCCUAUGGUGCAACAGUGUAGUACACACUACCGCACAAUGCCCGGACAARGGCAAGGCACGCGUACCCCRUCCAGCCAACUCSGGAAACUGAGUUACGCAAGGAGAGGGGCGACGUCUCUCCUCACUCCGCCGGACCCGGUUGCCUUGCUAGCAAUCAAUGUCACUACCGGGG